AUGUAUCAGUUUCGGAAAUUUACCAGACGGAAUCUAAUAUUCCUGUUAACGAUCGCCAUCGUCUAUCUACUACUGGAUCACUACUUCCAUGGCGGGGACUUCGGGGAUAACAAAGAAAAACUUGUACUGAUAGAGGAAUCGAUCAAAUCAUUAGCAAAUCAGGGAGCAUGCAAAAUGCCAAACUUACCAGUAGAUUCUCCAGAAAUGUUGAGCUUCCUCAAAGAUGAACCACCGAUCGAGUGCGGCAGUGAGCUGCAGGACUGGGUUUCGUGUGAGAAAUCGGUUUGUAGCAUAAAACUUGAGGUGAUCAAAGAGAAGGGUAAGAUCACGUGCGACUACGCAGACAUCCUGCGGCAAAGCGAUUUUAAGUUGUCAUUUGGGGAAACGACUAGAACGGAUGGCAGUUAUAAGCUACGGGGCAGUGAUUUUGUACGCGCCAAGUGCUGGACGGAAAGUCGUACGGAACGAUGGCAGGGAUUGUUGAUCGGGAUACGGGACGACAGCCAGCUACGGACACGCACUAGCUGGAAUAAGGAUUCCGCUCUUAAUGUCUUGAUGCUUGGGUUUGAUUCGCUCAGCCGCAACGCAUUCCAGCGAAAGCUGCCGAAGACGUUCAAAUAUCUGACGAAAUAUCUUGGUGCAGAUGUGUUACAAGGAUACAAUAUCGUUGGAGAUGGAACGCCACAAGCAUUGAUACCAUUGCUUACCGGAUUCACCGAGUUGGAACUGCCGGACACCCGGCGGCGAAUGAAGAAUACCGAGUACGUGAAUGUCUAUCCGAUGAUUUGGAAGGAGUACGAAAAGUACGGUUACGUGACGGCCUUCAACGAAGACGUACCAAAUAUCGGUACGUUCUCCUACCGAUUGAACGGGUUCGAUGAGCAACCGACUGAUCACUACAUGCGGACAUACUAUGUAGCGAUCGAGGCGUACCUCAGCUACUAUAAGCGACUUUGCAUCGGAGCAAAACCGCGCCACAAGGUGAUGUUAGACUAUACACGUGACUUCAUGACAAGCUACAGGGACGGUACGCCACGCUUCGUGUUCAGCUUUCACGGUGAGUUGUCGCAUGAUUCGAUCAAUCUGGUAGGUGUCGCCGAUACCGAUCUCAGCAACUGGCUGGUAGAGUUAAAGAAAUCCGGCAUCCUAAACAACACGAUUCUCGUGUUAAUGUCCGAUCAUGGGAAUCGAUUCGCCGAAGUACGUAACACGCUUCAGGGCAAACAGGAAGAACGCCUACCGUUCUUCAGCUUUACGUUCCCCGAAUGGUUCAAAGCACAGUACCAUGAGCAGUAUGCUAAUCUGCGCAGCAACCUUAAUCGACUCGUCACACCAUUCGACGUGCACGAGACUCUUCAGGAUAUUUUGACUCUGCAAACGCUGAAAGCUAAACAGAAACCGGUCGCAACCCGUGCCAUAUCGCUGUUUGAUGUAAUUCCGCAGAACCGGUCGUGCGCUGACGCCUACAUCGAGCCGCACUGGUGUACUUGCUUGAACUGGCAAACGAUCAACGAUACCGCCUCUUCCGAGGAAGUGUUUCGUUCGGCGAAAAUCAUCGUCGAUACCAUCAACCACCACACUGAACGGCACCGAGGCAUAUGCGCCCUACUUACGCUGGACGAAAUCAUGUGGGCUGCCCGGUUACAACCGCAUGAGGGCCUGGUCCGGUUCAAACAGAAUCGGGACACGGAUGGGUUUCUAGGCGAUUUUUCUUCCGACGUAAUACGCAUACCCCACGACAUGUACCAGGUGAAGUUGGUCACAAACCCCAGCAAAGCAAUCUACGAGGCGAGCGUGCUCCACGAUCGUGCAAACAAUCGGUUCCGAGUAAAGUUGGGCGACAUAUCCCGCAUCAAUAAGUAUGGUGACCAAGCGAAUUGCAUCUACGAAAGGGACCCGGAGAUGCGAAAGUUUUGCUACUGUAAGGACAAUCAUUGA
Messenger RNA from Anopheles nili, 1938 nucleotides. RefSeq lists its product as uncharacterized. The record is from RefSeq and is a predicted model, not a curated record. The coding region runs from base 1 to 1938 and encodes 645 amino acids. NCBI's taxonomy places the organism in Eukaryota, Metazoa, Arthropoda, Insecta, Diptera, Culicidae. The transcript has 4 exons.